CGAGUGGCGCAUCUGCUGUUGCUGCAACUAUGGCACACCAGGGGCCAUGGCUCAUUCAACUCGAUGGUCUCGCUGAAGAACUCGAGUCGCACCAGAUCAUCCAGGCCGAAGAAGAGGAGAGAGCGGACAAGGAGUUCUACAAGAUCCUGCGCGAUGCGUGCGACGUCGUGCGCGACGCGGAGAAAAACGCGUCCCCAGAGUUGCCUGCGAUCGUUGAGAAGGCGCAUGCACUGCUCAACAGCGCCCUUGACUGGGCGAUUGGGGACGAUCACUACGAGUAUAUUCCGUGCUUCUCCACAUCGAAGGAUGCACCUGAAGUCGAAGACAGCUUGGAGAUGUGUGGGUCCGACAUCACCGAGGCGUUCAUGCAAUUUUACACGCAGUAUCUCUUUCCAGGAGCGCCGCGACCGAAGCUUCCUAAGUUCGCCCGGACGCCCGCAUGGGCCAAGUCUCCCCGCCCACAUCCGCGCUCGACUCGUCUCGCGCGUUUCCGCGAGGGAGUCGCCUGUUCUGCAUCCGAUGACACUCCGUUGGCACAGAUCAUCUACCAAGCCCGGGCGGAGGGAAGUAUAGACUUCGCGAGUGCCCCCAACGCGAUGGAUCUGUCUUCCGGAGGUACCAUCCUCGCAAUGGCCGGUUCAGGAGGCUGGAAGGGCCGCGAUCCAAGGCUGCACUACUACUUCCUGGAGGACCAAGACGAGGACUGCAUGGAGGGCAAGGACAUGGACCCCGGGCUCUCCAAUGUCGCGCGCUACGUCGUGACUGACGAGGACCGCAAGCUUGUCUUCCUCGCCGACGACGAUCGCAUCAAGUCGUUCUCGUGGGCGCCCUCCCAUGAUGGCACGGUCCGCUCGCGCCUCCCAAACGUGCACACCAUGAACUCGCUGCGCGACUUUUCUGGGCCGAUCUCGCUCCUUCCCAACGGGCGCAUCGUGCGUCUGGGCAAGGGCCAGGCAGCGAUCUGGACGCUCGACGAGCUCGAGAAGCACCAGGAUAACCCGGGGAAGCUCAUAGGCGAGGGCAAGCUGAACACCGACAACAGCUGGCGCGAGUCGGGCUCGAAGCGCAUCGAGAUGUCGAGCGGGACGCGCCCGCACUCAAUCGUCGCCUUUGCGGACGACCCGACGUACGCACCUACAACGCUGCACGUACACGCCCCAAGUGGACACCUGCUGUGCGGAGAGAAGCGCGGCUCCGCCGAGCACAGCUUCGGGUGCGUGUCGAUCGACCUAGAGCAUGAAGGGCGUCGCGUCACGCGCUACCUGGGGCACGGGAGCGACAUAGAGCGUAUCACGGCCAGCGCGGGGGACCCGAAUGUGUUCAUCACCGCCGGGAGCGACGGGUUUGCGCGGAUCUUCGACCUGCGCCGGCCGAUGCCCGUGCUCUCGUUCAACACCGGCACACAGAGCGAGGCGUGCGUCGACGUCGUCUUCGUGCACCCAGACGGGAUUCCCACGCUUUUCACUGGCGGCGAGCGCACGGAGCAGGUCAAGGUGUGGGACGUGCGCGCGAGGUCCGUUGUAUACGAGCUCUCGACGGGAAACAACGCGGUCUCGGCGAUGGCGUGGGACUCGCACCGCUCGGCAUUACAUGUCGCGACUGAAUGCACGCGCAUGAAUCGGAUGGGUGAACGUAGCGGGUAUCGCAAGGCAAGGGUUCCGCGCUGGGCGACGUGGAAUGCGAUCGAGCAGGAGGUUGAGGCGCUGAAGGCCGGUACGGGAGCCAGCGGUGUACUCAGCGACACAGAGGCUGUAGAUGUUCCCGAAGCGGCAGAGGACGCCGAAGUAGCAAAGCAGGACGUGGCAACGGAGGAGGUCGCCGAAGCACGAUCGACCCAGGAGAAAGCGAUGGACGUCGUUCAAGAUACCCCCGAAGCUCAGGUCACAACUGCAAACGCUACUGUUGAGGUCAUCCGCGAGGACGAAUUGUCGGACGCGGAAGAAGAUGAAGACUACGAUGAAGACGAGGAGGACCUGGAUGAGGGUGAAAUGGAUGACGAAGACGAAGAAGAGGAUGAAGACGAAGACGGAAUGGAUGACGAGGACGGCGGCGAGGAUCAAGACGAAGAAGAAGAGAGUGCGGAGGAGGAACCGGACGACAUUGAUGAAGAGUACUCCGCCGGAAAGCGCUGGCCCUCGAGUUGUUACCACAAGGAGAACUUCUUUGGCUACGCGUUCGACGCAGGAGAGGAUAUGCUGAUUCGCUGGCAGUACAAGGCAGAGCCGAACAUGUUGUUUGUACCGCCAACUUCGGACUUCGACUUUUGAGCCGAUGCACGCGGUGCUGCUUUGAGGCCACUGGGUACUUUCCCUUUGUUCACCCAUCUAGAGUACGCUUUUUAGUUAUCUAGACAAUCUAUGUGCCGCAGGAGUAUGCUUGGCUAGUAUAACCUACCUCAUGCAACAGUUAUAUAUGGGUCCUGUUGUAGUCCUUGAAUGCUACUUGCAGAUCCC
This is a messenger RNA of Trametes versicolor FP-101664 SS1, 2453 nucleotides long. RefSeq lists its product as uncharacterized. Gene Ontology annotation, molecular function: protein binding. NCBI's taxonomy places the organism in Eukaryota, Fungi, Basidiomycota, Agaricomycetes, Polyporales, Polyporaceae. The record is from RefSeq and is a predicted model, not a curated record. The coding region runs from base 30 to 2267 and encodes 745 amino acids. The transcript has 5 exons.